This is a messenger RNA of Trichoderma virens Gv29-8, 1471 nucleotides long. RefSeq lists its product as uncharacterized. The transcript has a single exon. The coding region runs from base 280 to 1014 and encodes 244 amino acids. The record is from RefSeq and is a predicted model, not a curated record. NCBI's taxonomy places the organism in Eukaryota, Fungi, Ascomycota, Sordariomycetes, Hypocreales, Hypocreaceae.
UCCGAUUUGGGGACAUCUCCAGACCUCUCACUCUUUCUUUUCCCUUUUUGGAGAGCUUCAUCUUCGGAUUUGAGGCCCCCUGGCCAGAACUCGGCUUUGUUUUCUGCUGUGCGACCCCCUAGAACCAGGCUGCGGAAUCUCUCUCCCUGAGCCUGCUUGCUAGACUACAUACAAGUCCUCAGGUAGGAACACAAAGCUCCUGGUUUGCUUUGACGCCACCCUAAUUCGAAAUUAGACCACACCACACAUACGCGCUUGCGAUAAUAAAUAUCUUCGAAGAUGGACUCGUCGAGAGCUCGUGGCGCCGUUGGGAAGCAGGCGGCGCAGUAUGACUCACCUGAACAGCUUCUCGACGUUUUCAAGGCCGCGGCACUCUCCGUUACCAAGCUCUACAAGACCUCCGCCAAGGCUGAAGCUCGCGCUCGUGCAGAUGGAUACCAGGAGUGCUUGGACGAUCUGCUCAUGUUCCUAGACAAGGAAAACAUUGGCUUGGACGAUGGGGAGGGCUGGAGGAUUCGGAGAUGGGCCACGGAAAGGCUUGAUGGUCGAGAUGCGGGACAUCAGAGCGCUGAGAGCGAGGAUGAAGUCGACAAGGGCGAAAGGAAUACGUCUCCCGAGAUUACCAGAGCCAGCGCCGAACCAUCGACCUCGACACCAGUUCAGAUCCAAGCACGAACCGUUUCCCCUCCCGCUGCCGUCCAUGUAUCUCCUAUGAGCGAAGAACCAACUCACUUUGUUGUGCCCACACAAGACGCUUUCACUUUCCAUUCAUCAUACCCUAAUAUCGCCACCUUAGAUUUAUCAGACCAACGACCGCAGGAGGUACCUGCCUUCCCAGCAUCCUUCAGUUCCAAAUUCGGAGGUAGCUCUUCCAGGAGCGGCCCGCGAUCCUCACCACAUCUUGGUCGCGGAGCCGGAACGAAACGGAGGAUGGACUUUGACGACUUCUUUGGGGGCUGUUUAGGCGGCAAAGAUCCUGUGGGCAACGGAAGCAAACGCAGUCGACAUACAUGACCGCUCUUCACUCUGAGCGACAUUUCUUUCUUUCUCUUUUUUUUUUCUCUACCAGCGAUCACCAUGUCAUUCAGAGACGACAGACAUAGCACCGCCACAUAUUUCGUAUACAUAGGAUGGGAACAUAGGGCAACUGCGGGACAUGGGAGGGAGGUAGCAUAGAUAUCAGGGGCGUUUUUUUAUUUUUGGAGGAAACGAAACUGCAUCGACGGUGUCAAUGGUUGAAGGAUUCUGUCAUACAUACCUGGAGUCUGUCUCGAAUAGAAGGAAUGAAUGGGAGUAAUCUAGGUACAUGUACCGUGAAUCAGCGCUCACAUAUCAGCUCUGAAUUGUUGGGACACACGAAUUUGUUUUGGGGGCUAUCGAUUGUGCAACAGACUAAUUGUAUCUGUAAUAUAUGUCAACUAUAUCAUUUUUCGUACAAUUCUACUCAUUGCCUGAAUGGUUGGGGGACCCG